UCUCUCCUGCGCGCUCGUGUGGGGCCCGUGAUCCAGUGGGACUGUUUGCUCUGUAAUGGCGGCCUCGGUGUUGCUCUCCGCGGAAAGCGCAGUGCCCUCGUUUACUGUCGGCCAUCCCGCCGGAGCCGCGGCGGUAGGAUCAAGCAGCCAUCACGGAUUACCCAAUGCUCCUGGAGCCACGUGCUGGAGCCGCUCGCUGGACCGGGCGCUGGAAGAGGCGGCGGCCACCGGAGCGCUCAACCUGAGCGGCAGGAAGCUGAAGGAGUUCCCGAGGAGCGCCGCCGGACACGACCUUAGCGACACCACCCGGGCCGACCUGUCACGGAACAGGUUGACGGAGCUGCCAAUGGAUGUGUGUAUGUUUGUGUCGCUGGAGAAUCUAAACCUGUACCAGAACUGCCUACGUUCACUACCAGAGAGUCUGAUCAAUCUACAGUCCCUCACCUACCUGAACAUCAGUCGGAACCAGUUGACCACUCUCCCUGCUCAUCUAUGCCGACUGCCACUCAAAGUUCUGAUCGCCUGCAAUAACAAGCUGGUUUCGCUGCCGGAGGACCUGGGCAAACUCAGACAGCUUACAGAACUGGAUGUGAGCUGUAAUGAGAUCCAGACUCUUCCUCCUCAGAUUGGUCAGUUGGAAGCUCUCCAUGACCUCAACAUCCGUAGAAACCACCUCAUUCGCCUGCCUCCUGAGCUGGCCGAGCUGCCGUUAGUACGGCUUGAUUUCUCCUGUAAUAAGGUAACAACAAUCCCAGUAUGCUACCGCAAUCUCAGACACCUACAGAGCAUAAUUCUGGACAACAACCCUCUCCAGAGCCCACCUGCACAGAAAUGCAUAAAGGGAAAGAUUCAUAUAUUUAAAUAUCUGAACAUGGAGGCGUGUAAAGCAACAUCAGACCUUCCAGAUUAUGACAGACGACCAUUGCCCUUUGGAUCCUGUGUGGAGGAUUUAUAUCCGGGUCGGACGUAUGGAGCUCUGGACUCUGGUUUUAACAGUGUGGAUAGUGGAGACAAGAGAUGGUCAGGAAAUGAGCCUUCAGAUGAGUUUUCAGACUUGCCGUUGAGAGUGGCGGAAAUUACAAAAGAGCAGAGACAGAGAAGAGAUCGAGAGAGAGAACGUGAUGAGCACCGGACGGGAUCUCACGUGACUAAUGGCACAUUGGAGUCGGAGGUUGAACAGAUAGACUUCAUUGACAAUUGUAUGGGGGAGGAGGAUGAGGAGGGUGGGCGGAGCCGGAGAACUGUGGAGCAAGUGAGCCUCAGCUCCCAGUUCAUGGCCUACAUUGAAAGACGAAUCACCAGAGAGGGUUCACCGGUGAAGACCAGCCCAUCCAGAGAUUUAAGAACGGAUGACCCAAGACGCCAAAGCUCCCUACAUAACCGUGGUGGGUCAGAUACUGGCGUCACAUCUUCAUAUGCUCACAGUCAGCGGACUGCCAGUGUGACAUCAGGUUCUGGUGUCGGUGUGGAGAGAGUGAGAAGAGAAGCUCAGGUAGCUGCACUGCGGUACGAGGAGGAACGACAGAAAACCAGAUCAGUGCAGAGAGAAUCUGUUAUGAACUUUGUGAAGAACAAAUCGUCUCCAAGUCCUACGAAGCUCAGUCCAACAGACAGUGAGAGUGAGUUUGAGCCUCUACUGAUAUUUGAGAUAGACACAGAUACCAACACUAUAAAGAAGAGACCAGACCCUCACAAACAGUCUCUCUCUGCUGUGCCGCUGGAUGGGUGCAUUUCUCCUACUUUAGGCGUCCCCUCCUGUAUGCCGCAGCAAGGUGAAGAUUAUGCCUCGCUCUCACCCACCGCACUCCAAUCGCCCACUUUCCCCAGCCCUGUUGCCCUGCCCCCUUCUCGCGGCCCAGCCCAGCGACCUGAGAGUUACCUGUUUAGGCUGAGUCAUCUACAGGACAAGAAGAAAGGAGAUUCAGGAGUGCAGAGGGUGGAGUCUACAGAUGCAACUCCCACACAGAGUCCUGCACCAACUGGAGAGGAGGCGGAGCUGAUAGAGCAACUGAGAAGGAAUAUUGAAUGUCGACUCAAGGUGUCUUUACCGAGUGACCUUGGGGCCGCUUUGACUGAUGGGGUAGUGUUGUGCCAUCUGGCCAAUCACGUGCGUCCUCGAUCCAUACCCAGCAUCCAUGUACCCUCACCGGCAGUGCCCAAACUGACCAUGGCCAAGUGUCGACGGAAUGUGGAGAACUUUCUGGAGGCUUGUCGCCGAAUUGGAGUUCCUCAGGAUAGCUUGUGUUCGCCAGGGGACGUAUUGAAAGGGGAGGUUGUUUGUGUGUUCAGGCUGGUUGAGGCCUUGCUCUCCCAGGCCCCACCCACACUUCACUCCACCCCUUCUACACAGCUGACUGGUUUUGCCCUCUUCUACCUGUCAGUCAUGUCGCUGCUCUGUGCUAUCUAUUGCCACCUGGCGCCAAGUCUUUGAAUUGCACUUACGUAGUGAUUACUGUACUAAAACAGGCAAUUGUUUGUGCGCUCAUGUGUUUAUGCGAAAUGAGCAGAUUUUUACUAAAAAGCCAGUGUUUAUGCACACAAAUCUUACCUUUGUUUGAGUUUUAGGUGUUGGGAAUCAAGAACCGGUUCUAUUUCAGACCGGUUCCAUGUGUUUUAAAAAUACAAGAAUUUAUUUUCGUAAUGUUAAAUUCUGUAAAGAAUUCAUGAAUGCCUAAAUUUUUUUUUGCCGAUGCAGACAUAAGACCGUAAUAAAAUACACAACAACAUAGAGAACAUUUGCAAACAAAUUACUUUUAUGAGCUGGUUUUGUUAAUGAAGGCUUAAAUCAAUGUAAUUACAGACAAAUGAUGCACAUUCAAAAAUUAUUAUUAUUAUUAUUUUUUAUUUAUUAAAUGUUAUGCCAAUAAAAAAAAAAGCUUUAAAAUAUGUUGUUAAAAAUAAUAUUGUUUAUGCAUUUUAUUUAUGUUAAGUAUAUAUAGUUGGGAGUACUAAAAAAAAUUAAGGAACUGAAUAAGGAAGUGGAAUCGGAACCAGCUAUUUUAAAUUCCCUGUGAUUCCCAUCCCUAGUAAAUUACAUUGUUUGUGUGCAUUUAAAAGAAGCACAUUUUUAUAGCAAAAAUCAAAGCUUCAUCUAAAAGCACAAAGAUGGGUUGAGUCACCCAUUCGGCCUUAAAUAAGACUUAAGAACAUGCAUCCUGCUCACUAACAAAGCUCGUUAUUGCACCGUGGAGCUGCUGCAACGUUUCCUAAAGGAAAAUUGCAGGAGGGAGUUUUUUUUUGUGUGAAAUUUGAUUUUAAUUUUGGGAGGUUUUUUAUAAGCUUAUCUGACCUGGACGAUGCAAACCAUAAACCCCCUGUUUAUCCCAUUGUGCCUUACAGUGGUGUGUGUCCAUGUCUUCGACUUCACAGUUAAAUAGAAAACAUCUCAACUCGUAAGCAGCUCUAAACCCUACAGAUAGCAUGUUGGCAAUCUUUUACCAGAAGCAGUUUACUCAGCACUAAAAUAGGUCUAUACCAUAGGUCAAUGUCAACCUGUUCAUGUCUGUUACUAAUAUACAGUAUACGUUUCUAACACAAAGGAAAAUACAAUACCGAUCCUGUUCUGUGUGUGUGUGUGUGUGUGUGUGUGUCAAAUUUGUGUGCCAUAUUGCCUGAUUUUCCUAUGACUGUUGUCCUUCUUUUCUACAAUAAAAACUAAACUCAAGUAUCUAGCUUAGACUUGUUUUCUAUGGUAGUAUUUAUUAUAAGCAACUUAAAUAAGGCCAUUCAAAGGUUAUGGGUUCAAGUCCCACAAUAGUGUCAGCUUUUUGUUGAAUUGGGGUGGUCUAGUGGUCAAAGCUCGAUGGUGGUAAUUGGAAGGUUGCUGGUUCGAUUCCCACAUGUAGUGAGUUGUGAGCAUUCUAGGAAUCAGUCUGGGCUGCGUUUCCCGAUAACGAUGGAUUUUGGCUCUUAAAGGAAUAUUCUGGGAUCAAUACAAGUUAUGCCACACCAUUUGUGGUAUAAUGUUAAUAACCACAAACAAUUAUUUUGACUCGUCCCUGGAGGUUACAGUGAGGCACUUUCAAUGAACGUGAAUGAGGCCAAUUUUUGGAGGGUUUAAAGGCAGAAUUUUGAAACUUAUAAUUUGAUAAAAGCACUUACAUUAAUUCUGUUAAAACACAUGUAUUAUUUGAGCUGUAAAGUUGUUUAAAUUGUAAUUUUUUGUCAUUUGAGGGUUUUAGGGUUUGUUGACAUUACAUCGUCAUGCAAUGAAGAUGUAAAAUUGGCUAUAAGUUUACAAAGAAAAGGUUAGUAAGUGAUUUCAUCACACUAAAAUCAUGUUAACACACAUUGUUUGUCUUGUGGUUAUACUUUUGAAACAGCGAAUAUUUUAACAUUUACGGAUUGGCCGCAUUCACUUUCACUCUAAGUGCCUCAUUGUAACCCAGAUUUGUGCUUUUUUUUAAUUUAUUUUUUUUAAGAAAAGAAGGGUCAGAUAAAUUUUUGUGGUAAUCAAGAUGUCAAAAAUGCUGUCGAUUGAGCUUGUA
This is a messenger RNA of Xyrauchen texanus (razorback sucker), 4487 nucleotides long. RefSeq names its product DISP complex protein LRCH3-like. The record is from RefSeq and is a predicted model, not a curated record. The transcript has 21 exons. Lineage: Eukaryota; Metazoa; Chordata; Actinopteri; Cypriniformes; Catostomidae. The coding region runs from base 56 to 2431 and encodes 791 amino acids. Gene Ontology annotation, molecular function: protein binding.